This is a messenger RNA of Geodia barretti, 1688 nucleotides long. Lineage: Eukaryota; Metazoa; Porifera; Demospongiae; Tetractinellida; Geodiidae. The record is from the annotation of a GenBank genome assembly.
UGUAGGUUUUAAAGAUGUAACAACAGAGUUUGUGUGUCAGUGUAUAUGUAUUGCUAAAUCGUAAGAAUAGUGUAGUCAAACGUGUUGUGAUUCUUUUCUAUUUAACGCCCCCCCUCCCCUUACUCCAGGUUACAGUUACAUUCACUCUCCAAUCGUCCACACGCACAGUGCCUCUCUACCUCACGAUCCCAGCGACGCCUCCUCGUACCCCUUCCCCUCGCCCCACCACCACCACCUCAACCACCCUCGCGUCAGCACCUCUUCGGCCCCCGGGAAUUUCCCGCCGGGCGACCACGCCUUCUUCAGUCCUACUCCGUGGGGAGCUGUACCGGUAGGUAGCAUUCCGGAGGGAUUUGAAGGUAGCGGUGUCGUCGGACGAGACAUGAGUGUGCGCAUGAUGGGAGCUAACGUGAGUCAGGAGCAGCAAGCAGCUUGGGCCGCGGCCAACGGCAGUCAACAGCAGCCGCAGGACAAGAGGGUGGCUUUUCUGGCCGAGGCAACGACUAUUCCGGCGCCACCUCGAAGUAUUCUGAAGACUUCGGCUCAGUACGAGGAAGACUCCGCCCACCAGAGACAGACCACGCCCCCUGUCAGGGAGAGUACACCGACCAGAGCUGCGUUCCAAGGAUCAGUUGAGAGACGAAGGAACAAGAAGGAAUACAAAGACUCCAGCAAAUACGUCGUCUACUCUCCGGACGACGACGACAGCAGCGAUGAAGAAGGUAGCUCUAAUGAAACAGACAGUCCAGAGUACUAUGAUGAAGAUGAUGGAAUUGAAGAUCAAGUCCUCAAGUUUGGGAAUAAAGUCAUCAGGUCAGACAGCAUCGCUCUUCUAAGGCUCAAAAGAACGCACGACAGAAUGGACAUUGAGAUCCAACCACAGUCGGUAAGAGACAGUGCUGCCAGUAAUCUGAUCAGAAAGCUGAGUCAGCGACCGAGCAGAAACGAACUCCAGGAGAGGAACAUAAUUCCUGAGGACCGCAGGAAAAAGGAGGAGACAUUUGAAGAGAUAAAGGCGUUGUUGGAGAGGAAGCUCAGCAGACGACCGACGGUCAAGGAACUGAGGGAACGUAUGAUUUUAAUGUGAGAGGGCCCCCGACCCCCUUAAAUUGAAUCCAAUUCCGUUUAUAUUAGAGAUCUACUUGCAUGUCACGGAUACUAGUGAGUAACACCUCCUUCCACAUCUUUCCAACAUUAAUCAACAACGUACAUACAUACAUACGUAUUAUCUUUCAUUUCACAUUUCACGGAUAAUAGGAUGCAGUGAGUAACAACUCCUUCCACACAGUGUAUGAUACAUUAAUUAUCUUUCCAACAUUAAUCAACAACGUACAUGCCAGAGAGAGAAGUUGCGGUAUGCUCUGCUGAUGAGGGCUAAUAACAAGCCCGAAACAGCUGUCCAGAGCUCCCCAUCUUUUUUCUCUUGGCAUCAUACAUACAUAUUAUAUACAUACAGUAUUAUCUUUCAUUUCACAUUUCAUGUACCAAUAGACCAUGUUCCUACUCGUAAUCUUGCAGACAUUUUGCUGACUAUGCUGAAGUCAUUGAAUGUGAAGACUACGACAGAAGAGCCGACAAGCCCUGGAUCAGGUUACGCCCCGAAGACAAGGCGGCCAUCCGAAAGGAAUUGAACGAAUUCAAACGUCACGAAAUGACGGUUCAUCCCGAGAGCGAAUACAUGACGAGGU